Molecule: messenger RNA, 909 nt
Organism: Mercenaria mercenaria
Lineage: Eukaryota; Metazoa; Mollusca; Bivalvia; Venerida; Veneridae
Exons: 7
Coding region: 212-817 (201 amino acids)
Source: RefSeq, a predicted model, not a curated record
CGUCAGUGUGUGAACGUCACGGCUAAACCAAUCAAAUUGCCUGAAUUAACAAAUAAUGGAAUUAUUUGUAUAUAGUCGGACUUUAUCAUAUGUCUCCAAAGUUAACGUCAUGACGUCAUGAAAACAAUGACGCCGUUCAUUAGCAACGAGAAAUCAUUUAGGUGAAGCUGACAACGCUGAAUUACUCAAAAGUUUUCAUGAUGAAAUAAAAAUGGAUAAAGAAAGUACUGGAUGUUUUGCGUGGAUUGUAAACUUUAAGCAAUCCUGCAAUGAACGGUGGGCCAGAUUCAGAAAUCGUCUCCGCCGACGAUUUUAUGCUCGUAGAGGCCAGACGAUAGACCCAUCAACAAUUGUAAACGAGACUGGUACCAGGGACAUGGUUAUUACCAAAACGUACAAGACCAACAAAAUACUACCAGAAAGCUUAGCUGCACCAGGGACACUUGUAAAAGAAUGCCCAGGAAAUGUCGGACGUGUACCUGCUACAGAAAGUAAUGACGACUUUGAAAAGCAAGUCGGAGACUACGUGGCCGGUAUCAUAUCCAAUGCUGCACACACUAUGUGCAUGGAGAGACAGGCGUUGCUAGGCAACACAAAUAUCAUCAUGGACAAUUCUGCAGACAAUGUUUCUCUGUCACCAAGUAUCAUCAGCCAAAUCGCCAACAUAGCAGUGGCAGAAAGCCUGUCUAAUAUUGUGUUACAAUCAAACAUAAACCAGUCCGCCAUUCACAGAGAUAUAAAAGAAUUUAUGGUGCAAAUGUCCUUGGAACUGUUAGAGAGGAACUUGAUUGAUGCCCAACCUACAACCAGAUUAUAAUUGCAGAGGAGACUACAAGACAAAUGUACUUAGACGAAGUUGAUUUUUGUUAUUAAUUAGAUGAAGUUAGUUUGUUGUUUCACAUACGUUCU